AUGUCAGACACCCUCUCUCCCCCGGGGAGCAGUGUCUAUGCAUCUGACACGAUGUACGUCGGCGACGGAACUUGGGACAGCACACGGAAUACCUUUCUGCUGCCCAACUUGAUGGGAGUCAACUUUGAUACGAUGAGAUACAAUGGGAUGGGUAACCGCUUUCGAGAUAUGCCCGGCUAUCACUCGAUGAUACUCGCACACGGUAUCAUCGCCACGAUUGUCUUCCUCGGAUUUGUGCCGGCCGCAAUUCUGAUUGUUCGAUACUACUCCAUAUGGAACCGCUACUGGGCAUACAAAUACCACGCCUGGCUGCAGGUGCUGACGCUGCUCCUGUCGACUGUCGUGUUUAUCCUGGGCUGGUUUGCUGUCGGACCCCGGCGAAGCCUGACGAAUCCACAUCAUGGCAUUGGACUUGCUAUAUAUGUUUUGAUUAUAUUCCAGGCCCUUUGGGGUUGGUUUUCCCACAAGGUAGAAUUGGGGAAAAGACGUCACCGGUCGCCUCUAAAAUUAGUGAUUCACCGAUGGAUAGGACGGGCUACAGCCAUUCUAGGAAUUGUCCAGAUCCCUCUUGGACUGACUCUUUACGGCUCUCCAAAAUCGCUUUUCAUUCUAUUCGCAGUUGCAGGCUUCUUCUGGCUUGCUCUGUUCUUCAUCCUCUCUUAUCGCUACGACGAAGGUGGAAUUGACUAUGGCUCUGAUUACGAUAGCCGAGGCAGCUACAUGUCCGGACCGUCGUCUCCAGAAGAAAAACGCCACAGUGGACUUGGAAAAACAGCUGCUGCAGUAGUGGCAGGUGCCGGAUUAAUGAAACUUUUCAAAAGUCGUCGAUCCCAUGACCAUGCUGAAGAGGAUAUCCAAAGCUCUUAUAUGGACGAAAAGUACUCUGACGAGGGGCACAAAACCGGAUGGGGAAAGCGUCUGGUCGAAGUUGGCGCUGUUGCUGGUGCCGCGGCGUUGGCGAAAUCGUUUUGGGAUAGAAGACGGAAACGUGAGAGCGACAAUGAAGCGGGUCGCUAUCGACCGGCGCCACAUGCACACAGUGAUAGCAUGAGUGAGGACACCAUAAGUCGCGUUGAAGAAGGUCGCCCAGUUGCUGGCACGCCAGGCCCGUACCUACAUCCCGGCCGACGGCAGAGCUACAGCUCCAUGGAUUAUAGCUACUAUACGCAUCCCGAGCAAGACCAAGGGCAUGGAGCUCGUAACGCAAUCCUAGGUGCUGGAGCCUUUGCUGCAGUCAAGAACUUAUUUAAACGCCGAAAAGACGACGACGAGCAGCGUCGUAUAGAGGAUAUCAAACGUCGAGACAGAGAAGAAGAAAAAGUGGCUAGGGCGAACAGUCAGCGGAAACAAAGUGGAGAUGGAUUUGUCCCACGAAGACAGAAGCCAUCGCAAUCAGUGCUAUCUAGCGAAAUGACGUCCGACAUAACACCGCGACCAGCCCGCCCAGACAACCGUACCCAGGAGGCCAUGGUCAGUGGCGGUGUGAGGGACGAUACAUCGACUAUUCCACCCGCCCCUCCACAACAUGGACAACCCCCGGAAAGCGUUUUUGAUUCAGAUCUCGAAUCUGCCGUCACUGGAGCCGCUGCAGGAGCCGCUGCAGGGUCGGCUAGCCGCCGUCGUAGCAGUAGCAGAAGACGACACGACGGUGUUUCCUCACCACCAGUGUCUGUCAAGGUCAAAAUGCAUAAUGAUGGCAGACACGUCACUCUCCGGAGACUGACCGAAGAAGAGGCAGCAGCCAACAGACAAGCAAAGCGGCACUCAAGGGAACGACACAGUUCUCGGAGACGCGGCAGCGCCAGCUCCCUGUCCGGCAACGAAGGGGGAUCUGAUCGAUGGCGACGAGUCGAGGAGAUGGAGCGUCGUCAGGCAGAACAAACCCAACGAGAACAAGCAGCCGCCCUCGCAGCAGAAUCCGCAGCAACAGCGUCCGUGGCGCCCAUCUCACCACCACCUGCUCCAUUGGCCCCUCCGCCAAUGUCGCAUGCUGCUACGAGUCAGAUGUCGGUUCCUCCCGCUCCGUCGAAUAUGCAGUACCCUCCUACGGCGAGUUUGACAUCCCCCGGAACGUGGACGGGAACUGAAGCCAGUGCCGACUAUGCCAAUAACCGGAGGAGACGCAGGGCAGAACGGGCUCAGGCACGAGCGAGACAACAGGCACAGCACAGCGUCGAGUUCACCUGA
Talaromyces rugulosus is the source of this 2187-nucleotide messenger RNA. RefSeq lists its product as uncharacterized. The record is from RefSeq and is a predicted model, not a curated record. The coding region runs from base 1 to 2187 and encodes 728 amino acids. The transcript is spliced from 3 exons. Lineage: Eukaryota; Fungi; Ascomycota; Eurotiomycetes; Eurotiales; Trichocomaceae.